UUUAACAUCGUGCCUCCCACAGCAUUAAUGGCUUCAGGUCACGGACGUUAUCACUCCUGACUUUCGGUUCAACGUGUUAAAAUACUUUUCCUGCACCUUUGAUAAACUGUUGCACUAUGUCACGGUCAGGUGGUAUUAUUGCCAGAAUUUGGCAUGGUCUUCAAAAGUCUCUAACGAGGGAAAGUCAAGUAGUGAAAAUGGUGGGAGAAGAUCACUUAGGCAACAAAUAUUUCGAGAAACUUGCAGAUCCAGCUAGAAACAGGAGAGCCUCACGAUGGGUAGAACCACGUGAUGCCAGACAGAGCGAUGAUCCAACGUUUAUUCCUGAAGUACCUAUGGAAUGGGAAGCAUGGCUUCGAAAACGAAGGAAUAAUCCUCCCACACAAGAGGAAAUAGACAUGAACUAUGCCAUUGGGCUCAGAACACAGAUGUAUGCAAAAGAGCUGGAGGAGAAGAUGAAUUCGUCCAGAGAACCAGCAGCAACUAAUAAAUCUUACACAGAAACAAUCACUCAAGGUCAUUUUACUAGUGAAUUUCCCAAAUACGAGGAUUAUGAACAGACACCAGGUGAAUCCCAGACGAGAAAGAAGCAUCAAGAGAAAUGACACAACUUUCUUGUCAGUUCCAUUGCCGUGUGCUAAAAAGAGGCUGUAGUAACAAAUGCCUUUAUGGACUACAUUUUCCCACAUAAAGACGAGCUGAAUGUGACUUCCAGAAAUUCUUUUAGCAGCACAAAAUGUUAAAUCAUUUUUAAGACUGUUACUAAUAGUGACAAAGAAGUCAAGUGUGGUCCACUUUCAAAGACUGGAAUUUUAAAAAGGGAAUUAUUUGCUUAAUACUAAAGCAAGUAUGACAUCCUGAGGAUUCAACAGUGUACCCAAACAUCUAAAACUUUUGAGCAAUUGGUUGAUAGAAUCCUCUCAUGUUGCUCCGACAUACAGUAUAUAAAAAAAAUAUGAUGGUUGCUGAGAAAAACUUUGACAGCAUUUUGUAAAUGAAAUCAACUGAGAUGCUAACUCAUAGCAGCUGCUUCAGCAUUAGUUGACUUCAGUUCACCUUCAAUAUGGAGUGAAGUGCAAGAACAAGUAUUUGUGAUUUUAGAGAAGAAUGUAUGAAUGUAUGACUUUGGCUAUACUAUAACAUUUUCUGCAAAAUAUCAUAUACAUCAAUGUGAUUCUGGUUGUGAAUAAAAUGGUACAAGCUGUAUUGAUGAUGA
Pomacea canaliculata is the source of this 1216-nucleotide messenger RNA. RefSeq names its product NADH dehydrogenase [ubiquinone] 1 alpha subcomplex assembly factor 2-like. The transcript is spliced from 6 exons. Gene Ontology annotation, cellular component: membrane. NCBI's taxonomy places the organism in Eukaryota, Metazoa, Mollusca, Gastropoda, Architaenioglossa, Ampullariidae. Gene Ontology annotation, biological process: mitochondrial respiratory chain complex I assembly. The coding region runs from base 117 to 605 and encodes 162 amino acids. The record is from RefSeq and is a predicted model, not a curated record.